GAAAGAGAGACCCAAAGACACGGGGGUGGAGUUAUUCCAUGGGGGGCGUGGUCGAGCCGCUGUCACUCACUGGCGGUUGCCAUGGCGAGCGGGCGGUCCCGAACAGCGGGGCAUCCAAUGGGAGCCGACGCUGCGUGUGUCGCCAUGGUGACGGGGCUGUGCCCAGGGAGGUUGUGAUGGGUUGACAGGUGCGUGACAAUCGGAGCUCUCUGCAAGCAUGUACGCCAAAGGCAAGAGUAGCAACGUGCCGUCCGACAGCCAAGCCAGAGAGAAGUUAGCUCUGUACGUCUACGAGUACCUGCUGCAUGUCGGAGCACAGAAGUCAGCACAGACCUUCCUCUCAGAGAUCCGAUGGGAGAAGAACAUCACAUUAGGAGAACCUCCGGGGUUCCUCCACUCGUGGUGGUGUGUUUUCUGGGACCUGUACUGUGCAGCUCCGGAGAGAAGAGACUCGUGUGAACACUCCAGUGAGGCCAAGGCCUUUCAUGACUAUAGCGCUGCAGCAGCUCCCAGCCCAGUCCUCGGUAGCCUUCCCCCAGGAGAGGGCAUGCCAGUGGGACCAGUCCCUCCAGGAUUCUUCCAGCCUUUUAUGUCACCUCGGUACCCUGGAGGGCCCAGACCACCCCUCAGAUUACCCAAUCAGGGACUUGGAGUCCCAGGUAGUCAGCCGAUGUUACCCAGUGGAAUGGACCCCUCAAGACAGCAAGGACAUCCAAAUAUGGGAGGGCCGAUGCAGCGGAUGACUCCACCCAGAGGCAUGGUUCCGCUGGGGCCCCAGAGUUAUGGAAGUGGAAUGAGACCACCACUGAACGCCCUGGUUGGUCCUGGGAUGCCUGGCAUGAACAUGGGACCUGGUGGGGGCAGACCUUGGCCAAAUCCUCCAAACUCCAAUUCGACCCCAUACUCUUCUGCAUCUCCAGGAAGUUAUGUGGGACCUCCAGGAGGCGGAGGGCCACCUGGGACCCCAAUAAUGCCAAGUCCAGCAGAUUCAACCAACUCUGGCGACAACAUGUACACUUUGAUAAACACAGUCCCUCCAGGUGGAAACCGACCAAAUUUCCCUAUGGGAGCAGGUGGCGAUGGUCCAUUAGGGGGAAUGGCUGGAAUGGAGCCUCAUCACAUGAACGGAUCAUUAGGGUCAGGUGACAUGGACAGUCUGCCUAAGAACUCGCCUGGUAACCUAAGUAUGAGUAACCAGCCGGGGACCCCCAGGGAGGAUGGAGAGAUGGGAGGAAACUUCCUCAACCCUUUUCAGAAUGAAAGUUAUUCUCCAAACAUGACGAUGAGUGUGUGAAGGUUUGGGCGGCGCCUCGAUCACUCGCUCAGUGCGCUGGUGCAGUGAAAAGCAGAGAGACUGGAUGUGACGUCAUCUAAGCCAGUGACUCUUCCUCCACCGCCACCACUGACCCAGUCAGGACAGUUGCCCCCCGUGGGCUCCGUCCCUCUCCGCCCCCGUCAACCCUACAUCUCUUCCCCCAUUCCUUCAUUGGUUUCUGUUCACCUCUCCUCCUCCCUUGUUUGGUCUCCCCCUGUUCUACGUGGUGACUCUGCUACAUUCAUCAGUUCUUCCUCUGCAACCAUGAGACUGUACAAAGGAACCAAACGGAUGAAACCCCCCGGAGGAGAACUCUUUGUAUAUUUGCAAACGAUGUGACUGUGCACACUCACUCCAGUCACAGACAGGUGUUUCUGCCUUUUGCAUCAUGUCACGGAGUUCAUGCUCAAAAACAAAAUGGCCAGUAUCCUAUUUAUGCUAAAGUUUAAAUUUCCAAGGACUUAAAGAGAUACAGACACUUUUUGGAUUGACAGUAAAAAUGGAAUCUAACUUGUUGCCACAUCUUUUGUCUUUACCUGAGAAAUCCCUUUGUGGAGGAGAAUCGAGAGACAUCACAAUCAUAUUAACAUGCGAUUUUAAUCGACGCAGAUAUUUGUAAAGUCAACUUUUGGGGCUUUCUAAAAUUGUGUUUUAUGUUUUAUACAAUGGGUUUCAUGAUUAUUUAAAAAUUUUCCAUCACAAACAUUUCCGCCACAAAUGUGAAAAAUGCAAAAUCAUUCCCUCUGUCUCACCUCUGUUACAUUUCCGAGGCCUGAUGAGGAACAUGAGUGCAGGGCAAUGUCAGCGACUUUCAGACUUAAAACAUAAAUAACACAAAGGCCUCCUCACAACUUGAAAUAUCUUUCUGCAUUGAAAAGCUACAGAGAAAACUGAGCUUUGUUCAAGGCUUAAAGUGAGAAUACGUGACUUUUGAGCUGUAGCCACUGUUGUCACAAGUUGUGGCGGAAUGGUAAAUUAUAGUAAUGAUGAUAAAACAUAUUGCAACAACAGCAAAAGUGGAGUAGCGCUGUAAAGUCCAUGAAGUGGCUUGGUAAUGUCCGUCAUAGCAUUAUAGCAAUGUCUAGUUCAAGUUUGUAACCUUAGCUAACAUAUAGCAAACCAAAAAGCAUUUGGUCAAACCAGAAGCAAAUCCCCUGAGGGAUUACAAAGAAGUUACAAAGUCCUUUCUGCCAUUAGUUUCCUCUGUCGCUGUUUCCGUAACAUUGCUCCUUAUUUUACGGGACUGGCUCCUCCCACCUUGAGGACCAGUGGAUCUCUUUUCGUCUGGCCUCCACCCUUCAACCUGUACAGCUUGGGAGACCCUGCCGGGGGACUGAGCACCUGCGGCCAUAGCUAGAGAGAAAAUAUACACACAUCCAAACUUGAUAAGCACUUCUUCAAUGCCCAAAACGUUUUCUGUGAGGUAAUUAGUGAAAUAUCUCUUAAGUUGCCAGACACUUAGCAAAGACCCAGAAUCAUAAUUUUAGCCUUUUAGUUGUGGCAAAAUAGCGCUUUUAGGGAUUGUCGCAGUUGCCCCCAUAAGAUUAAAUCAGAGCCAUUGCCGCCACAUUGCGGCUGACAUCAAAGGUCGAUCUACUGGACAGAAUCCAAAAGUUCUGCAAGUACCAUUCCGCUCCCUUCAAACCAAACCAGAUCAGCCCUAAUGCCAACUGUCAUUGAAUUGCAAGGAGCAGCAAAGAGGAAGAAGGUUUGAACAACAGAUAAACAGAAAAUUCUAAUUAAUUUUUUGGUUUGUUUGUUUGUUUUAUGCAAGUGAUCUUUGAGCAUUGAGCAGACCGCCUUUGUUGCAACUCAGACUUUUUUUUUCUGGUCACAGCACAACCACACAAACAAGUUCUUUUGUCUUAUGUAACAGUCUAAGGUGAACAGAUAGGGAAACAUUAGUCAGGCUUUUGUUUGCUGAGGCCUCUCUUGACCUCUGGAUCCAAAUGAUUUAUCGGUUUACGUCACAGUUUACUGGACAGAAAUGUUAAAACGAGAGAAAUCGAAAGAUAAACCGUAAAGAUUUUAAACCAUAAGACACAAGCUUCACUUAGGUCACCCAUACUUUAGUGUCAUCCGGAAUAACUGUGAUCUCAGAGGGAUAUGAGAGGAUGGUUGGUACAGAGCUAAAAUAAGCUUGUUUUUAAUCAACGUUUUGAACUUUUUUCACUGCCCAGGAUUGUAUCAUGUAUAAAAGGUCAAUAUGCCUGUGAACAUUCCCCUUUGCCCUCCCCUACUGCAAAGUGUACAGCUCACAAAUGUAGCUCCUCUGUCUUGUAUGUGUAUUUGAUAUUAUUGUUAUUAUUUAAAGAAAAAUCCGGAGAGUUAUCGCGAAAUGGAGCGAUGGACUGAUGAUGCACCAUCACAACUGAACAGCGACUUUUUUAAAAAUUAUAUUGUUAUGUUGUUUUUUUCUGUUGUUGUUGUUGUUAGAUUGAAGCCAUAAGUGGGAGUACAAGGAGAUGCAUUUGUAAAUGGAAUCAUGUUUUCUGUUUUGUGGCAAAACGUGGGACUCCAUUUGUGAUGUGUUCAUUUUCUCUUUUUUAUUCUUUAUUAUUGUGUUUUUGUAAAUACAGAGAAGUAUUUCAUGGGUUUUGAAUAUGCUGGUAUAAAGCUUCUCUUCCCUUAA
This is a messenger RNA of Hippoglossus stenolepis (Pacific halibut), 3947 nucleotides long. RefSeq names its product single stranded DNA binding protein 2a (gene ssbp2a). The transcript is spliced from 17 exons. Gene Ontology annotation, cellular component: nucleus. NCBI's taxonomy places the organism in Eukaryota, Metazoa, Chordata, Actinopteri, Pleuronectiformes, Pleuronectidae. Bases 218 to 1294 code for a protein of 358 amino acids. Gene Ontology annotation, biological process: positive regulation of transcription by RNA polymerase II. The record is from RefSeq and is a predicted model, not a curated record. Gene Ontology annotation, molecular function: single-stranded DNA binding; protein binding.